AUGAACCAUAUUGAUAGAUUCACAGUCACGGUCAGCGCGAAUGAGGCUGUGCAUAUUUCGAUUGUCCAACCUGGAACGGAUGACCAGCUCAGUACGCGACACAACUUCCAUCCCGAGUUCACAUAUCCCAUUGUCGGCGAGGCCGAACAGAUCUUCGGCUAUAAAGGUCUAGAUGUUGAGAUUCAGUUUGCAGCGCACAACCUACAGCCGCAUAUCAACAUCUCAUAUGAGAAGAAGUUCGAGACCGUCGGCGCAACAAGCGCGCUCGAUUUGAACCAAAAGUUCAGCGAUUUCCUACCACCCACGGCUUUCGAGCGAGGAUUCGAGUCGCUGGUGCAGAACGACCCAGACGCAGCAGCAUGGACACCGCCCGGCGAGUGCGUCAAGAGGUACACAAGAGGUGGUGAGAACUACGAAGUCUGGGCUGGCUCGUUGCUCGAGAUGCCCAUGCGAACACUGGUCGACAACAUCCAGAUCUUGAUUGUCUUCUUCAUUGAGGGCGGACAGUUCAUCAACCUUGAGGAUGUGGAUUGGACCCUAGAUAGAUGGAGAGUCUAUCUCACAUAUCACAAGGCAUCGAAAUCGCCUACACCUCACGCGUCUCCAUACUCUUUCGUUGGUUAUGCGACAACCUACCGCUUUUACAAAUUCCAAAAACCAGCCAAGGGCCAUGUCCCCAUCUCCUUUCCGUUCUCAGAAGCAAUCACACCCAACAAGCUCUCUUCGCGCCUUCGGAUAUCACAGUUCUUGAUCACUCCACCCUAUCAGAGCUCUGGUCAUGGCUCGGCACUUUACCAGGCAAUCUACGAUGAGGCGAUGGCCGAUCCCACCAUCUUGGAACUGACAGUCGAGGAUCCGAGUGAAGAAUUCGACAAGUUGCGCGACAUGAAUGAUUACGAGACUCUGAGACCACAGUUCGAAGCCGCUGACAUCAAGAUCGACUCUUCCCCCUUCACCAGCCUGGAGCGCGGUCGGCUGAAGAGGAUACCAACCACAAAACUCCUUCCUCUUGACCAGCUACAAGAGAUUCGGACCAAGAACAAGAUCGCAAGUCGUCAAUUCGCCCGCAUGGUUGAGAUGUAUCUUCUCGCACAGAUACCAUACUCGAGACGAGCGGCAGGGGGUGCAUCACUCACUAGUCUCAAGGUCCGAGGUGCUAGGAAUCCCAAUGCCGAUGACCGAGCGUAUUACUGGUGGCGGCUGUUGCUGAAACAGCGCAUUGUAAAAAAGAACAAAGAUGUGCUCAUGCAAAUCCCGCUGGAAGACCGACACCCACAGAUCGAGGACAGUGCUCGUGGUCAGGAAGAUGAGUACGAGGGUCUCAUAAUGAUGUAUGCCCUGAGAAAAGACAAGGAGGCGCAUCGGCAUGGGAAUGGAGCCUCUUCGUCUUCGACAGCCCGAAAGAGGAAAGUUAUCGAUGAUGAGGAGGACGAGGAGGACGACGAAGCGCUGAAUGGCGAUGACUCCGCAUCCAAGAAGGCUAAACUUGGAUCCUAG
Messenger RNA from Cladophialophora carrionii CBS 160.54, 1497 nucleotides. RefSeq lists its product as uncharacterized. The coding region runs from base 1 to 1497 and encodes 498 amino acids. The record is from RefSeq and is a predicted model, not a curated record. Gene Ontology annotation, biological process: subtelomeric heterochromatin formation. The transcript has a single exon. NCBI's taxonomy places the organism in Eukaryota, Fungi, Ascomycota, Eurotiomycetes, Chaetothyriales, Herpotrichiellaceae. Gene Ontology annotation, cellular component: nucleus. Gene Ontology annotation, molecular function: histone H4 acetyltransferase activity; histone binding.